AGAGUGCUUCUUGCAAGAGCUUCCAAGGAAUAAGCUUCAUGGCGGUCUUGCACAGAGCCCUCUUUCUUGUUCUCUUUGUUAUUCCUCUCUUAUUUCAUCAUGGCUCAGCACACAGACCUGAACCUCAUACAGGAGACAAGAAUAAAAAAACUGUAGCAAAUCACAAGACCACUACUGCGAAGCCCAAUGAUAAACAAGAAGAAGUGGUAAACCAGGAGGAUAAUUCUAUGGUGGUGAUUCAGAACAACCAAGGGGCGACCGAUAAACCGAGAACUGUGGUGGUUGUACCUGCGAGGGAAGCUAAACCCGCUGACUACCAACCAACUCAAGAGGAUCCAGACCCAACUAGGCCAUAUGCUGGUUUGGCCUCGGACUCAAAAUACAACAAAUUUAGGGCAGUUAUAACCAAUAGACCACCACCCACAGCAGGGUAGGAGGCAGCUUAUGAGAGAUCUUAUAAUCAACAAUGUAACACAGAGAUCAUGGAAAAGGACAUCGAGACAAGGUUCAAAGGUGAUUGGAAGCUACAUUGUGAGGAUGCCUUUGUCUCCGCCAUGCAACUCCAAUUGCUUCCAAACAACAAGGCUAUUAUGUCCGACACCAGUUCCUUCGGCCCAUCCAAAAUCGAGUUGCCUAAACCUCAUCCUGCCAAUUGUCGUGAAGUCAUCCAGAAGCGCGUCGGCAAAAAACAUCACGACGCAAAUUCAACCGACUGUUGGGCUCAUGCUAUAGAAUAUGACAUUGACACCGCAAAAGUUAGGCCGCUAAAGGUUUUAACGAACCAAUGGUGCUCUUCUGGAGGCCUUUCGCCUAAGGGUACCUUAGUAAGCACCGGCGGUUGGGAAGAAGGUUAUAAAUCAGUUAGACACAUGGGUCAAUGCCCUGACUGCGAUUUUGAGGAAAAACCAGCUGCCCUUGCCAGCAAUAGAUGGUAUGCUAGUCAGGUAACGUUGGAAGAUGGUAACUUUGUCAUUGUUGGUGGUCGCAGAAGUUUCAGCUAUGAAUUUGUGCCAUCCAUGGAAAUGAAUUUCAAACCUAAACAAUUCGACCUUCCAUUACUCAAGGAAACCAAAGAUAGUACUAAAGAAUCAGAGAACAAUCUGUACCCAUUUGUGCACCUAGUUCCCGAUGGCAACCUCUUCAUCUUCGCAAAUUCCCGUUCCAUCCUUCUCCAGCCUGGUGGUAAAGUCAUUCACGAGUACCCGGAAUUGCCCGGUGGUUCUCGGAACUACCCUGGAUCAGGAAUGUCAGCUCUCCUCCCUCUAGACCUCCGCAACGGCCCUGAAAUUCAUGCUGAGGUCUUGGUCUGUGGUGGUGGAGAUCCCCAGGCAUAUCCAAAGGCAAACAAUGAGAAAAUCUUCUUGCCUGCAUUGCAAGACUGUGGACGCAUUACCAUCACCAAACCGGGCGCAAAAUGGGAGAUAGACAUGAUGCCUUCACCCCGAAUCAUGGGUGACAUGAUCAUUCUACCAAACACAGAACUUCUGCUCCUCAACGGUGCCAAGAAAGGCGCCGCCGGUUGGCAAAAUGCCGACGAGCCCAAUCUGGUGCCAGUCUUAUAUUCUCCAAAGAAAAAGCUAGGAGAAAGGUUCACCGAACUAGAACCUACCUGCAUUGCUCGAAUGUACCAUUCGUCGUCGGCACUUCUUCUGGACGGAAAGGUUUUGGUUGCAGGCAGUAAUACAAACCCUACUUACAACUUCACGGAAUCGGUCAGAUUUAAGACCGAAACCAGUGUAGAGAAGUUCUGGCCUCCGUACUUGGAAUCUAAGCUCCGCCAGUACAGACCCCGAGUGCACGAGGGUGGUACCGAGAAGAUGUUGAAGUACGGAAAAGAAUUUAGGAUUAAAGUUAAGCUGGCCAAGGAGAUUGGAGUGAGCAAGACGAACGUAAAGGUGACUAUGUAUGCACAGCCGUUCACCACCCAUGGGUACUCAAUGAGCCAAAGAAUGGUUGUUCUGAAAAUAGUGGACAUAACUGAUGAUAGCGUCAUUGCUGUGGCACCUCCGUCAGGCAAAAUUACUCCUAGGGGGUAUUAUAUGCUCUGGGUUGUUCAUCGUGGCCUGCCCAGUAACGGAAUCUGGGUACAGAUUGGUGCCUAGACAUGAAAUGAUUGUUGUCUUUGCCUGAGCUAUGAUGGAAUAAAAUUCUUUUUUUCCAAUUUUUAA
Cornus florida is the source of this 2168-nucleotide messenger RNA. Its product is annotated as putative aldehyde oxidase Art an 7. The record is from RefSeq and is a predicted model, not a curated record. Lineage: Eukaryota; Viridiplantae; Streptophyta; Magnoliopsida; Cornales; Cornaceae. The transcript has 3 exons. Bases 483 to 2102 code for a protein of 539 amino acids.